UUCCCGUUCCAUUCCCGUUCCCAUUCCCGCUCCGUUCCCAUUCCCGUUCCCGCUCCAUUCCCGCUCCGUUCCCGUUCCCAUUCCCGCUCCGUUCCCGCUCCGUUCCCGCUCCCGCUCCGUUCCCAUUCCCGCUCCGUUCCCGUUCCCAUUCCCUUCCCGCUCCGUUCUCGCUCCGUUCCCAUUCCCGCUCCGUUCCCGUUCCCAUUCCCGUUCCCAUUCCCGUUCCCGUUCCCGCCCGCCAUGGCGCGUGCCCCCGCCCGGUACCUGGUGUACUUUCAGUACUUUGGCACCAGGUACAGUGGGGUUAUGGAGACCAAGAGUGAUCAGGCCCUGGUAGGAGUCCAGAAUUAUUUGCAGGAGGCAGCAGCCAAGCUGAGGCCCAGCUGCCCCGUCAGGUUCCACAUCUCCAGCCGCACGGACAGCGGGGUGCACGCCCUGGCCAACGCCGCCCACCUGGACAUGCCCAGGCCCCCAGGAAAGGCAGAUUUCACUGGCCACCAACUUGCCCACGCGCUCAACCGCCACCUCAGGCCUGAGCCCAUCCGCAUCCUCAGUGCCCAGCGGGUGCCCAGCACCUUCCACGCCCGGUUCUCUGCCGUGUCCAGGACCUACAUCUACCGCCUGCUGCUGGGCUGUGCCCACCACUCCCAGAUCCCCGUCUUCGAGCGCGACCUGUGCUGGGCUCCGCCUGGAGGCCCCCUGGACAUCGCGGCCAUGCGGGCGGCAGCCGAGCUGCUGCUGGGCACGCACGACUUCAGCUCGUUCCGCUCGCCGGGCGGCCCCGCCCAGCCCAGCCCGGUGCGGACCCUGCUGCAGCUGCGGAUCCGGCCCGGCCCGGGGCUGCUGGCCCGGCACGGCCCGCUCGGGGAAUUGGAGUUCUGGGAGGUGAAGGUCAAGGGCAGAUCCUUCCUUUAUCGACAGGUGCGCAGGAUGGUGGGGGCGCUGGUGGCCGUGGGUCAGGGCCGUUUGUCCCCCGGGGACAUCCAGGAGCUGCUGCAGCGGAAGGACCCGCGGGCGCUGCCGCCGCACGCCAUGGCCCCGGCGCGGGGGCUGUUCCUGGCGGCCGUGGAGUACCGGCAGCAAGAUUUGGCCAUCCCAGAAGAGGAACUUUCUGCUCUCAGCUGAAAAUGGAAAAUUGGUCAAAUUACCUCAAUAAAUAAAAAAAAAAAAAGAAAAAAAAAAACCAAACAGUGACUGUGGAUGCAGGAGC
Molecule: messenger RNA, 1210 nt
Organism: Oenanthe melanoleuca
Lineage: Eukaryota; Metazoa; Chordata; Aves; Passeriformes; Muscicapidae
Gene: PUSL1
Product: pseudouridine synthase like 1
Exons: 9
Coding region: 241-1125 (294 amino acids)
Biological process (GO): tRNA pseudouridine synthesis
Molecular function (GO): pseudouridine synthase activity; RNA binding
Source: RefSeq, a predicted model, not a curated record